AUGUCUGAUGUCACAGUCAUCUCACCGUGUCGCGACGCUGUGGUGACGGAGAUCUCGCCACCGAAGGUCACGCAACCACAACGUGAAAGAACAGCGCUGUGCGAUCGAACGUUUGGUGAUCUCCGACCUUUGGCGAAAAAAGACGCACCCGGUUCAGGAAAAACCAGUUUGAUUGCCGCAAAGAUGCAUCCAGGUCCAACAGAUCUUGGAAAGAGGACCAAAGGGACGAAUAGAGCUACGGUACGAGUUCGAAAAACUCGUCGUGGAGAUCGAAAAACUCGUCGUGGACACACCCACACCUACUCGCCAAAUAAGCAGCUUCUCCAUGAACCAAAGAAGAAUGCAACCGGUAGAAUGACUACUCGGACAGGAAAUAUGAUGGAUUCUACUCCACCAUCAAAUGCCAGUCAGAAUCUUACAACUAAAACAAUGUCACCAAGCAAUGGGGAAGCCACGCGAAGAAGCCGUGAUACACUUUCAAGUGAGCUAGAGUCACCAAGUCCAAUUGCUCGCCAAUCAUCAGAUGUGGGUCCUGCCAAUGAUGAGAAUUAUCUUCAAAUGUCAAUGAUGGAGAUGGCACGUCACAUGUUUAAAUUCGACGAAGUGCGCAACGCGCUCCAGGAGUUCGAUGAAGAAUUGUAUCGUAAGAUUGCUGAAAUAAUUUCCAAAUAA
Molecule: messenger RNA, 672 nt
Organism: Ostertagia ostertagi
Lineage: Eukaryota; Metazoa; Nematoda; Chromadorea; Rhabditida; Trichostrongylidae
Source: the annotation of a GenBank genome assembly